Messenger RNA from Hyalella azteca, 786 nucleotides. RefSeq lists its product as uncharacterized. The transcript has 7 exons. The coding region runs from base 1 to 786 and encodes 261 amino acids. Lineage: Eukaryota; Metazoa; Arthropoda; Malacostraca; Amphipoda; Hyalellidae. The record is from RefSeq and is a predicted model, not a curated record.
AUGUUUUGUUCUGGAAUUUCAUUAUGUGAGGACCUUAUCAUAGACUGCGUGUUUGAACACGAGUUCUAUACGGGCCAUGAGUGCUGCGGGAAACACUUCUCUACUGUGCUCGGUACAUUGGGGCUAACCUUUGAGAUAUCGAGGAAGAUUCUGCAGAACAGAGAGGCGGUGUCAGCUGGGAUUGGCAUGAACUUUCGAGUUCCUUUGCAACAGCUUUCUCUUGACUGGGAUUACAUGAACAACCGAGCUACGGUGCUACACGGUGGACUGCGGAUCCACAUUCUGUCUGACGACAAAGGUUAUGACUCAGAAGUGUCCUCUCUGGUGCCUGUGGCGUCUGGAGAGCGAACCAUGGUGGCCGUUACUUACAUCAAACAUGACAACACGGGCCUGCAUCAGAGCAUCGUGCCGUGGUGGGACAGCUCGCUGUCGUGCACCCCCAGCCACGCGCCGUACGAAGAGCGCGCCGUCGUUGGUCAGAAAGGCGUCGACGAAAGUCGACGAAACACCUGCAACGAAGGAGCCAAUGUUACGGAAGUCAGCAGAUUGUUCCAGGUUCUGGUGGAGGCGAUCGUGAACGCUCUGUCACCGACCGUAGAAAGGCGUGUAGAUGGUAUGACGAGAUCCGCUGUUGACGCCGAACGCAAUCGUCUCCUAGAAGGCAGAUACGACACGCGCUGCAGACAUUCCGUGAGAAAAGGAGGCGCCAGACCGAACGAGUGCCACCACGAGGGCCUCGAGGACCGGCCUCGAACGACAGCGGCUGAUGAUAAGUACUCGUCGUAG